UGCUGACAGAUCAAGGCAACAAAUUUCAAUUACAAGCCCUAAUUUGUGUCCGCAGAGCGUUUGUUACCCAUGUCAGUCCUGCCUGGCCCAUCAGAAGGGGCAGAACGCGGAGGAGGAGGAGGGGGAGAGAAGAAGCGCAUCUGCAGAAAGAAGUAGAUUUUUUUUCCUCUAAAAAAAGCCAACCCAAAUCGACUCUCCCCCCCCCCCCCCCCCAAAAAAAAAAAAAAGCAAAACAAAACAACAACUUGGCUGAUAACUCGGAUUUAAAAAGAAAGGCGAGGAAAAGCCCCAGCCCCUUGCCGGCGCGGUCGGGAGGACGGGCGGGCGGCCGGGUGCGGUGCCGGCGCCGGCGACCGCGGCGCGCCUGGAUGCGCGGGCUGUAGGGGGGCGGGCAUGGCCGACAAGCGGCGGUCCUCGCCCGGCACCACCAUGAGCCUCAAGGCUCACGCCUUCUCCGUGGAGGCGCUCAUCGGGGCCGAGAAGCAGCAGCCGCCGCCACCACCACCGCCGCGGCAGCCGAAGCGGAGGAAGCUGGGCGGCGAGGACGAGGCGGCGGAGGACGAAGGGGGAAGCGGCUGCUGCGCCAAGAGCUCCCCGGCUGCUGCCGGCAGCAGGACCUGCGGCGACAUGGAGCUGGGCUGCUCCGUACGCGCCCCCGCCGGCGGCUGCGAGGAGGGCUUCCCAGCGGCCUCCCCACCCGCCUCCCCCGGCGGCUCCCCGAAGGGCUCGAGGCCCGGAUCGCCGCUGGCCGCACCGCAGGCGCCGCGGGUGGACCUGCAGGGCGCCGAGCUCUGGAAGCGCUUCCACGAGAUCGGCACCGAGAUGAUCAUCACCAAGGCGGGAAGGCGGAUGUUUCCCGCAAUGAGAGUGAAGAUCUCAGGUUUAGACCCACAUCAGCAAUAUUACAUUGCUAUGGAUAUUGUGCCAGUGGAUAACAAAAGAUACAGGUAUGUUUAUCAUAGCUCCAAGUGGAUGGUGGCUGGUAAUGCUGACUCCCCAGUACCCCCUCGUGUUUAUAUUCACCCUGAUUCACCUGCCUCCGGGGAGACGUGGAUGAGACAAGUGAUUAGCUUUGACAAACUGAAGCUUACCAAUAAUGAGCUGGAUGAUCAAGGGCAUAUUAUCCUACACUCUAUGCAUAAGUAUCAGCCUCGUGUCCAUGUCAUCCGAAAAGACUGUGGAGAUGAUCUGUCGCCCGUCAAGCCUGUCCCUUCAGGAGAAGGGGUGAAAGCCUUCUCCUUUCCAGAGACAGUUUUCACUACUGUCACAGCAUACCAAAAUCAACAGAUAACUCGUCUGAAGAUUGAUAGGAAUCCGUUUGCCAAAGGCUUUAGAGAUUCGGGACGUAACAGAAUGGGACUGGAAGCUUUGGUAGAGUCUUAUGCGUUCUGGAGACCUUCACUGAGAACACUGACCUUUGAAGAUAUACCUGGGAUACCCAAACAAGGAAAUGCAGGUUCCUCUACUUUGCUCCAGGGAUCUGGCACUGGAGUGCCAUCUACCCACCCUCACCUUUUGCCGGGUUCCCCUUGCUCAUCUCCAGCCUUCCACCUCAGUCCCAACACUAGCCAGCUCUGUAGCCUUGCUCCAGCUGACUACACAGCUUGUGCCCGGUCAGGCUUGACCCUGAACAGAUACAGCACUUCUUUGGCUGAAACUUACAACAGGCUCACAAAUCAAACCAGUGAGACAUUUGCACCCCCAAGGACUCCCUCCUAUGUUGGUGUGUCAAGUAGCACAACUGUGAAUAUGUCUAUGAGUGGCAAUGACGGGGAUGCAUUCAGCUGCCCGCAGACUGGCUUAUCUAUGCAGAUUUCAGGGAUGUCUCCACAGCUCCAGUACAUCAUGCCAUCCCCAUCCAGCAAUGCCUUUACCACUAAUCAAACCCACCAAGGCUCCUACAACACAUUUAGACUGCACAGUCCCUGUGCGCUCUAUGGAUAUAACUUUUCCACAUCCCCUAAACUGGCUGCCAGUCCUGAGAAAAUUGUUUCUUCCCAAGGAAGUUUCUUGGGGUCCUCACCAAGUGGAACCAUGACGGAUCGGCAGAUGUUGCCCCCUGUGGAAGGAGUGCACUUACUUAGCAGUGGGGGGCAGCAGAAUUUCUUUGACUCUAGGACCCUAGGAAGCUUAACGCUCUCGUCUUCUCAAGUGUCUGCACAUAUGGUUUGAUGAAACCUUUAAGUAAAAGUACAGUAUGUUGGUAUCUACAAUAUAUUUCUUUCGCAAUAUGAAAGGACACUCGGUGUAGCUUGUAAAGUGUGUGUAUAUAUAUAAUAUGAGAGGAAGUUUCACUGAAUUUUUGACUUGCUUGUGGCCAGAUUAUUCUCCUAUUUUGUGUUACACAGAAUUUUCUGUGGCGUAGACUGCUUUAGUUUUCUGGUAUAAUACCCUUAGUUGUAUAACACGUUGGGACAUAUGCAACAAAUUAAGUAAGACUUCCUCCCCUUUCCCCCUCCUCUGUUCUAACCCCUUUAAAGAAUGAAAUAACACUUGGAGUAUUAAACAACACAGACAAGCCCACUUACACUUCCUAGAGUACUAGUGAGUUUCUUUUAAAACAUUGACACGAUAAGCUGAUGCACCAAAGGCAUUUUACAAGUUUCUUCUCUGUUACAAGGGAUAUGAAGGGUAUUUGGACUUUUAAGUGUUAAGAAUCAAACAUCCAGCCUAAAAUAGAAGUUUAGCUAAUGGAUUAUUUACAAAGUAAACAGAAAGAUUAGCUUGCCUUCUCAUGAUACACUGUUUUCAGCUUUUCAAUGGCACAUCAUUCUUGCUAGGAUUUUCUUUCAGCAUUAGCCUACACUUAUGAUUAGGUAUUUGAAGAUAAAUAAUGCGUAUUCAGAUAGUGGUGAACGGAGUAAUUUAAACCGACAGCAGAAGAAGAGGCAUUCCUUAGUACAGAAUGAACUUCGGUGUGCUUAAUUUUUGUCAAAGGAAGGGCUUGAUGCAUUUUUUUUCCUGCAUAAAUAUUGCCUAUAAGACAUUUACUGGACAGUAGGAUAAUCUAAUGUAUCUUUGGUUUUGUAUUUUUACUUUUUUUAAAGGAAAAUGCAGGUUUGCUUGGGGGGGGGGGAAGGCAAGGAGGAUGAGAAGUUUCAUUAUUGAUUUUACCCAUCUCUGUGUGUGUUGUGUUUG
Molecule: messenger RNA, 3138 nt
Organism: Pezoporus flaviventris
Lineage: Eukaryota; Metazoa; Chordata; Aves; Psittaciformes; Psittacidae
Gene: TBX18
Product: T-box transcription factor 18
Exons: 8
Coding region: 394-2172 (592 amino acids)
Biological process (GO): morphogenesis of embryonic epithelium; somitogenesis; regulation of transcription by RNA polymerase II
Cellular component (GO): nucleus
Molecular function (GO): RNA polymerase II cis-regulatory region sequence-specific DNA binding; DNA-binding transcription factor activity, RNA polymerase II-specific
Source: RefSeq, a predicted model, not a curated record